Messenger RNA from Arachis stenosperma, 811 nucleotides. RefSeq lists its product as uncharacterized. The transcript has a single exon. The record is from RefSeq and is a predicted model, not a curated record. Lineage: Eukaryota; Viridiplantae; Streptophyta; Magnoliopsida; Fabales; Fabaceae. The coding region runs from base 80 to 547 and encodes 155 amino acids.
GGUGUGCCUUAAUAUCAUUCUCCCCUGCCUCUGCAGGGGGCGAUCACCAUCCCAUCUGUGUCUUGGAAACUAAUCGAUAAUGGAAGGAAAUCUUGAGGCAAAGGACGGUGGUGGCACUCCGCGUCGAAAGAGGGUGCUUUCCAUUAAGGGGGCCCUCUCAAGAAUUAAGAGGAAGAAGCUUGGAGGCUCCACCAGAUCCCUUAGCAGCCUCAGCCAAUCUCCUUUUGAUGGUGACGGUACCCUCAAGAUUCCAUCCAGAAGCAACAACACAGACUUCUUCGCCGACGACUCCUCCUAUUCGCCGUCUCCGUCCAGCAGCAGCCGCUAUUCUUCCAACCAGGCGCUGAACGAGAUGGUGCAGGGCGACGACGACGGCGAGAUCAAGCAGGACAAUGUGGUUGCUGUUUCUCUUGAGGAUGGUGAUUCGAUGAUUGAUGCUAAGGCUGACGAGUUCAUUGCUCAAUUCUACAGGCAGAUGAGGUUGCAGCGCAUGGAUCACAUGGAUCCUCUCUACAGGGAGCGCAGCCACAGAUCCUUGGGAUGGUGAUCCAUCUUCAAUCAAACAACACAAACAAACAUGCUUCUUCUUCAUUAUUAUUAUUAUUAUUCUGUUUCGGUUAUACACUACAAUUCCCUUUCACAUGUAUAAGAUUUAAUGAUUUAGUUUCACUUUUUUUUCUUAUUUAUGUUAUUGGGGAAAUUCAAGUUUCAUUUGGAUAUAUUAGCAAAGCUAGCGGCGUGUUUGUUUGUGUGUGUGAAGAUGAAAUGGAGAGACAAGCAUGCAUACCAUGGACCUAUUUGUAAUAUUAGG